Molecule: messenger RNA, 3440 nt
Organism: Mizuhopecten yessoensis (Yesso scallop)
Lineage: Eukaryota; Metazoa; Mollusca; Bivalvia; Pectinida; Pectinidae
Product: methyltransferase-like protein 17, mitochondrial
Exons: 15
Coding region: 20-1645 (541 amino acids)
Biological process (GO): translation
Cellular component (GO): mitochondrial small ribosomal subunit
Molecular function (GO): methyltransferase activity; structural constituent of ribosome
Source: RefSeq, a predicted model, not a curated record
AUCCGAACGACAAACAAAAAUGGCAGCCGCCAUACAGGGGCGCAUGGCAUCAUGUCGAUUUUCAAUAACAUACAGUAAAUUUCUGCACGGCGUAUUUAGAAGAGGGUAUGCUCAGGCUGAGCUGCAGUUCCCACACGAUAUCAACAUUGAAGAGGAAGUUCUGCAAAAGAUGGAAAGGGAGAGUAUUAAAAGAAGAAAACAUCCAGGUCGUUUUGCACAAAACAUACUACUUCCUGUUCCUGAGAAAUUAGUAUCUGCUGUAGAUAUACUUAUUGCAAAGUAUGGAAAGAAAUCUACAGCUGAUGAGGCAAAGAAGCUGGAUAGCAGCAUCAUGGGUCGCCAUCCUCCACCAGAACCGGAAGUAUUGCAAAAAAAAGUAGAUGCAAUAGGCAAGAGACUUGAGAAGAAAAAUAAAAAAGAUCCUGCUGCCAUGAGUGAAGAGGAGCUAGAUGUAUACAUUAAAAACAAGAGAAACAUGAUACAGUACAUUCUUCGAAAGACCUCUAACUUACAGAAGUCAAUUGAUUACACAGGUUAUACCACCAUUGUCUAUCUCUUGGCUCGCCUGUCAAAGAACUACAAUAUCAUCCGCACAUGUCUAUCUGAGAUAGAGAAGCGAAAUCCAGACUUUGCGCCCAGUGCAGUAUAUAAUGUAGGCAGUGGACUGGGAACAGCAGUAUGGGCAAGCAACAGCCUAUGGGGGUCAGCUGUGAAACAGUAUUAUUGUGUGGACAAAUCUACAGACAUGUCAACCAUUGCUAGGCUAUUACUACAGGGUGGAGAUGAGUACAAAAAGAUGGCGAUACCCGAAGUAUUUUUCAGAGACAAGCCACCCUCACAUAGCAGUCUACCGUUUCCAUUGGUUGUUAGUGCCUUCACACUAAUGGAGCAGCCCACCAGGACAGAUCGUCUGGAGCUAGUCAACCACCUGUGGAAGAUGACCUCCGAGUACCUGGUGUUGAUAGAGAAUGGCACUUAUGCAGGUCACUCUCUAAUACAGGAGGCAAAGGAAUGGAUACAAGAGUCAUCCAUGUUCAUAUCAGACGAUACCUCUAAUGAUGAACCCCAUGUAUUUGCUCCGUGCCCUCAUGAUAUGAAAUGUCCAAAGUUUGCCAUCAAGGACAUAAAAAUUGCUUGUACGUUUAGCACCAGUUAUAAACCUCUAAAGCAAUCUAAGAUUGCUUCCAACAAGCUGACAACUUUAUACUCCUAUGUGAUCCUGAAAAGAGGAAAGGUGGAUACUUCAGAUGUAAAGUGGCCACGGAUUGUCCAGGAAAUGAAACAUAAAGAUCACCACAGCCACUGUCAAAUGUGCUCUCACGAUGGAAGUUUACGGCACUAUGUUGUGUCGAAGAAAAAAACACAGAGACCAGUGUACGAAAUCAUCAGGCGUUCUCACUGGGGUGACAAAGUGCCAAUUGACUUAAAAGAAGCAAGCACAGAGGGUGCACUGUAUUAUUCUGAGGAAGGUGUCAGAUACCGAGUAAAACCGAAGCAAAAACCCAAACACCAACAGAUACAAAAGCAACAAUAUGCAGACUUGAUGCCAGAUAAUACUGAGCAACUGGAAAAUGUUAUAGACUCAGUGAAAGGCAUUUUUAAUCCAGAUGAUUCUGCAGACCAAACUGAUGAAAAUGCUUAUUAACCAGAUUCUGAUGAUCAAAACGACCACAAUUGAAAUGGAGAUGGAUUCAAGUGAAGGUGAUCGUGUUGAGCAUGAGGAAGGAGUAUUUAAACGAUGUCUCUUAGACAGCUCAUUUUAACAAUUAUUUCAGAUACAGAAUAAAGUAUAAUACAGUUGCCCUAGAACAAUUUGGUUUAUACUGAACUUAUCAAUGAUAAUUACCUUAUAGCAUCUGGUAAACUAGGAGCUCGACUGCUCAUCUAUGUAGCUGUAUAACUACUUGUCUUCUUACUCCCAUCCCCAAUGUUAUAUGUUUGCCUGGGUGUCUGUACAAUCUUUCGCACCUUCUCCCCAAUAACAGUUGCUAAAUAUCCAGUUUGACAAGCAUUUGCAUUCCGUUAUACACAGCUGUUUGAUAUAUUGGUAUAUUAGGAGUUAUAUAUGAGUCAAAAAAUAUUCAAGGCUAAAAUGUCAAAAGUCACACUUGAUCACCUUUGAAGUGAAAAGCUUGACAAAUCAUGUGUACCAGAUACAUUUAGUAUCUCGUGAACCACUCAACAGAUGUAGUUUUUAUCAUCCCCUUGCAACAAUUUGAGGGGAUAUAGGAUUUCGCAUUUACGUACGUACAUAUGGUAACUCUUUGUCAUCGCUCUAGCGACUUCAUUCCUCAACAGAAUUUCAUGAAACUUCAUACAAGUGUUUAGAAUGACAAUACCUUGAACAAUUUCGUAUUUCAGUUUCCUUUUUAUUAUACGCCCGUCGAAUUUCGACAGACGUAUUAUGGUUGUAGCGUUUGCGUCCGUCCGUCUGUCCAGUUAAAAUUUGGGUACAAGUUUCUUCAGUGGUGUACAGUUCAGUCAGAUCAUGUGUUAUUGUCCUAAUAUCUGGCAUGGAUGUUCAUGUGGGGUCUAACAAGGUCAAUAUGGAUUUAAUUUGGGAAAAUAAUUUCUAUUUUUGGAAAUUUUGGACGUGUUUGGGACUUCACUUUUCUCGCGCAAUUUCUCGGUUAAAGUUGUGGUGCGAGUUUCUACAGUGGUGUACAGUUCAGCCAGAUCAUGUGUCCUUAUGACAUUAUCAGGUACUUUAGAUAUCAAACAAACAAAAAAUCAUUGCAUAGGGUCAGACGGGUGUAUUAUGCAUUCGUUUGGGGUGCUCUUGUUAUUUAAAAUAACAACGCUUAAAAGUGAAUUAAUGUGAUAAUUUAUUGGCAUUAUUGUCCAACAUAAAUAACAAUAGCACUCUCGAAGCAUCCUCAGCACUCAUAUACAUAUAUCACCGAAGCAUCCAUACACAUCAACAUAUCACACUAACAACAUGGACUGCGUAGACAUGGACAAGUAUGUUCCCACUUCUUCGAUAAUUCCUAGGUUAACUUUCUGUCAUGAUUUUGGCUGUUUAAGACCUAUCAUAACCUACCUAAGUACAGCAUGAAAAUCAGAAAUGCGUACAAAGUUCCUGACUUUCACUUAUUAAAGGACAUUGCAAGAUCUUCAUAUGUGAACAAACUCUAGGUACAAAUCCUAAAUAGGUGCCACACAUGUUCUUGCAAAAGAAAGUGUACAUGUGUAAACUUUGAUCACAGCCUGAGUCUCUGCCUGCAGGUACAGAUAAAAUAUAACUACACAUCAUUAUAAAAAUAACUUUUUUGUUUACAAUUGUUUGUCUACUAGGAUUUCAUAAGUAUUUAUUGAGUGUUUUUAUAGUGUAAAUUACCCAAAAGAACUUGACUUUGUGAAAAGAAGAAUUACCUCUUAUAGAAAUAUAUGUAAAUCCACCCUCCUCAUCAAUUUAAAUGAAAAACAUUAUCUCGUGAACA